CGUGUCGGCGUCACCUGUGAAUACCAAUCAGCCGCUCUUCAGUGACGUGUUGCACUGAAUUUCUAAAUUAAAUAUCUUAAAUAUUGUGUUAAGUGCGGCAAUAUGUCUCAAUUUGGUAGACCCAAUGAAUUUUACGCUUCCGGUGCGUCAGCCGAAACUAGCUACAACUUUGAUAUGCCCGAAUUUGGCCAAGAACUCAACUUCCAAAGCUUUGACAACACACAGCCGUCGGUGCCGCCGAAUUACGAUGCCGCCUACAGUAAUGCGCCAAAUCAAGGUCUUGGCGGCUUCUACGAUCCGACCGCAUACACAGACAACAGUUAUGCGCCGGACCAGACCUUUAAGCAGGGCGGCGCUGCUGGUGGCGCCGCUGGUAACGAGUUUGAGGAUGAGCCACCAUUGCUGGAGGAGCUGGGCAUCAAUCCAAAUCACAUUUUCCAAAAGACACUGGCCGUGCUUAAUCCGUUUCGGGGCACGGAACAACAAAUACUUCAGGACACGGAUAUGGCUGGACCGUUGGUGUUUUGUCUCACACUUGGAGGCAUCCUGCUGCUGAGUGGAAAAGUUACAUUCUCGUACAUUUACGGCAUUGGCGUGAUGGGCUGCAUUUUCUUCUACUGUCUGCUCUCGCUAAUGGUGACACGCUCGCAAGUGACCUUUGGCGCGGUGGCCUCUGUGCUGGGCUAUUGUCUGCUGCCCAUGGUCCUACUCUCUGGCAUCAACAUUUUAAUCACCAUUCAGGGCACACUCGGCCUAAUUGUGAGCGGCAUCUCCAUACUCUGGUGCGCCAUAUCAGCUUCGAAACUAUUCGCCACGGCAUUCUCCAUGGACCAUCAACAGCUGCUGAUUGCCUAUCCAUGUGCGGUGCUCUAUGGAGGAUUUGCGUUGAUUACCAUUUACUAGGCAGCCCCAAGGCAACCACGUUGCUAUCCGUGUGUCUGUCCUUGCUGUUUGUGACUAUGUCUGUGUUGUGUGGCUGUGUCUCUGCCGUAUCUGUAGCUUUGCAUGGUUUUAAUUGUCCUGCACACACACACACACACACAUAUAUAUAUAUUUAUAUACACACGUACACAUAAGGACAUAUGGACAUGAUAAUAUUUUAAGAAAACAAGCGCCGAUUGCAGAUUUGUUUUUCACCUCCCAUGUGUAAUAAAUUUGAUUGAAAAAAAAACAACAAAAAUUUUUAACAAAUUGAAAAUUGGAUUUUUUACGAUGCUGCCAUAAUCGUUGAAAGAGCGAAAAUAUUUUUUAUAUAGUUUCACGUGGCCGAUUCGCAUUAUUAUCCUUGGUGAGAGGAUUUAAAAAAAUUUGUUGAAAAAGUAUGAUACAUUUAAUAAGGAAACACUUUUAAAAUGGUUUUGCAAAUACCUUGAAGUACCAAACAAUAGAUGAUGGGUAUAACAAUAAUAUUAAGAAUAUCUUAUGCCUUUUUAAGCUCCUAAUAAUAAAGUUUUUAAUAAAAGAAU
Molecule: messenger RNA, 1466 nt
Organism: Drosophila grimshawi
Lineage: Eukaryota; Metazoa; Arthropoda; Insecta; Diptera; Drosophilidae
Gene: Yip1d1
Product: protein YIPF5
Exons: 6
Coding region: 103-903 (266 amino acids)
Biological process (GO): vesicle fusion with Golgi apparatus; endoplasmic reticulum to Golgi vesicle-mediated transport
Cellular component (GO): trans-Golgi network; membrane
Source: RefSeq, a predicted model, not a curated record